Chelonoidis abingdonii (Abingdon island giant tortoise) is the source of this 2042-nucleotide messenger RNA. RefSeq names its product putative ATP-dependent RNA helicase DDX20. Lineage: Eukaryota; Metazoa; Chordata; Testudines; Testudinidae. Gene Ontology annotation, molecular function: nucleic acid binding; ATP binding. The record is from RefSeq and is a predicted model, not a curated record.
CUGCAGGGGGAGCUUUUAUGGGGGUCAAAGGAAUUUAGUCUCAACUUAUUGAUUUGAGGAAGGGGGGGGUGAGAGGACCUGUCCGGUAAGAACUUGACUUGACUUCUAAUGAGUGUUACACAAGUCAUGAAAGAGCUGAUAGUAAAAACUUUGUCACUAGCUACCUAAGCUGUAGUUAAAGCAGGGGUGUAGAGGUGAAAGACUGCAUCUAAUCCACUGAACCAUUACUGUCCCUUCAAAGCCAAGUUCUUUAUUUUUUCAGAUCCUGGUCUUAGCCCCUACAAGAGAAAUUGCCGUGCAGAUUCAUGCUGUUAUCACAACUAUUGGAAUCAAAAUGGAGGGCUUGGAAUGUCAUGUCUUCAUCGGAGGGACUCCUUUGAACCAAGACAAAAUGAGACUAAAAAAGUGUCACAUAGCUGUAGGCUCUCCAGGUCGAAUAAAGCAACUCAUAGAAUUGGACUGUCUGAAUACAGCCAGUAUCCGCCUUUUCAUUCUUGAUGAAGCUGACAAGCUUCUGGAAGAAGGCAGCUUCCAGGAACAAGUCAACUGGAUUUAUUCUUCUUUGCCAGCCAACAAACAGAUGCUGGCUGUUUCUGCUACCUACCCUGAAUCAUUGGCUAAUGCUUUGACCAGGUACAUGAGAGACCCUACCUUUGUGAGAUUGAACCCCACUGACCCAAGUCUCAUUGGGCUGAAGCAAUAUUACAAAAUUGUGAAUUCUCAUUCACUUCCUCAUAAGACUUUUGAGGAGAAGGCGGAGCACUUGCAGGAGCUCUUCAGCAAGAUUCCAUUUAAUCAGGCCUUGGUCUUCUCAAAUCUGCAUAGCAGGGCUCAACACCUGGCUGAAGUACUGACAUCCAAAGGGUUUCCUGCUGAGUGCAUUUCAGGAAGUAUGAAUCAGAACCAGCGUCUUGAUGCUAUGGCUAAAUUGAAGCAAUUCCAUUGUAGAGUCCUGAUUUCCACAGACUUAACUUCUCGUGGAAUUGAUGCUGAGAAGGUGAAUCUUGUUAUCAACCUUGAUGUGCCUUUGGACUGGGAGACGUACAUGCAUCGGAUUGGUAGAGCUGGACGCUUUGGAACCUUAGGCCUAGCUGUGACAUACUGUUGCCGUGGGGAGGAAGAGAAUAUGAUGAUGAAAAUUGCACAGAAAUGUAAUCUUCAGCUCCUUCCUUUACCAGGUACAGUCUGUCUCCUGACUAUGUCUGCAUUAUAUUCUCUUGGUUAUUUUUUUGGUUUUAAUGUGACGGUUGAAUUAACAGGUGGUCGUGAUGAACUGUGGUUUAAUAUACAGAUACUAUGUGAAGUGUAAUAGCUGCAUAUGUCUUGUAAGGCAGAGUGUUGGUACUGACAACGUACAUAAAUAGCUCUUAACUAGGUGGCCUGUACCUUUAUUUUAAAUCACUGCAAUUAUACAAAAUUAAAACUUACUGUACACUUAGGGAUAGAUUUUCAUAAGAAGGCAAUGGGAACUGCAGAAUGGAGUGCUGAGGUCUUGUGGGCUUUAUGGGUACAAUAGUGGAGUAGAAGAGAGAGGAACUGGGAAAUCUGAAUGGAUUCACCAUCACUUUUCCCCAACAACAGAUUUUACCUGUUAGCAAUGCUUUGUAUUUUCCUUUCCAUGCCCCCUUUAACAUUUUUAAUAUAUCUUAAAACUGAUGUUUUUAAUUAGGAUGUAUGCCGGAGCAGAGAGGUAAUAUUGUAUUGUGUUUGACAUUGUUAGCCAUAAAUAUACCUUCUAAUAACCGGAGUUAUUGCUCUUCUCUAAGGUUACCCUUGGAAUAAUAGGCAUAGUUUACUGUGAAUAAUUUAUGAAAAGAAUGAUGGCGUUCUACUAGAGAAAUGCAUCUAUUGUAUUUUUUUAAAAACAAAAACAAAACUUCCACCAGAAAUAUUGGUAAUAUUUAUGGAAAAAGAGCAAAUUUGGCAACUGUCACUUUACCAUCUGUUAUGAUUUGGGAUUUUGUUAUAUAACGUGCAAAACAUACUUGUUUCCUCGGAAUCAAGAAAGAAGUCUUGUGCUGCUUUUGACUGAAUGGCUGCUU